GCAGCAUGGCUACCAAGCAGUCUGAGGAUGCACUUGGGGACUUGAGUGACGAGAGCCGAAGCAGUGGACUCAUGUUGAGGAUCAGGAGAUUCAAGCCUGAGGAAGUUUUCACCUGGCAGCUGGCCAAGACGUUGGCCAUGGGUCAGGGUCUGGCUGGGCUCAUCUGUGGGACGGCCAUCAGCUCCCAGUACCUGGCCUCCAACUUCCAUAUGAACACACCCAUGCUGCAGAGCUUCUUUAACUACGCCCUGCUGUGUGUUACCUACACCACCAUGCUGCUCUGCAGAACAGGGGAUGGCAAUAUUUUACAGAUACUGAAGAAGCGCUGGUGGAAGUAUCUCCUGCUGGGGCUGGUGGACGUGGAGGCCAACUACACCGUGGUUAAAGCGUACCAAUACACCACCCUCACCAGCGUUCAGCUGCUGGACUGCUUUGUGGUCCCGGUUCUGAUGAUCCUGUCCUGGUGGUUUCUGAAGACACGAUACAAUACGGUCCACUACAUAGCCGUCAGUAUCUGUCUCCUCGGGGUGGGGGCCAUGGUGGGGGCCGACCUGCUGGCUGGACGAGACCAGGGCUCCACCUCAAACAUCCUGCUCGGGGACGGUUUGGUGCUGCUCAGUGCUUCGCUGUACGCCGUGUCUAAUGUGUGUCAGGAAUACACCGUGAAGAACCUCAGCAGGGUGGAGUUCCUGGGAAUGGUGGGCCUGUUCGGCACCAUCAUCAGCACCGUGCAGAUGGUGAUCCUGGAACGUAAUGAAGUGGCUAACAUCCAGUGGAGCUGGCAAGUCGGGCUCCUGUUCUCUGCCUAUGCGCUGUGCAUGUACGCUCUGUACAGCUGUAUGCCCAUAGUGGUGAAGCUGAGCAGCGCCACCGCCGUCAACCUCUCCCUGCUCACCGCCGACCUCUUCAGCCUCUUCUGCGGGAUCUUCCUCUUCCAGUACAAUUUCUCUGGGCUCUACCUGGUCUCGCUGGUGGGCAUCCUCAUCGGCUUCAUCGCCUUCAAUGCCGUGCCAAUACCCACGGACCGCACGGACACCGCCGCCUCCUCUUCCUCCUCCAUAUGUGAGGAAGGUUACUCUGACGACCCCAAUUGUCAAUCGACGAUUCCCAAUGACCUUCCCAAGUGGGAGGCAGCCGUGAGGAUCACCGCUGAGGAAGAGGAGCAGCAGGGGCGUGGAGAGACGGAGGAGGGCUUGGAGGAAGAGCACAGAAGGAGAGGGAAGAAGAAGAGAGCAUCAAGACCAUCGCAGAGCCUCGGAAGAGGGAGCGGUGACGUGGAUGUUGUUGCUAUUAUACACAACACUAAAAUGUGAACUACAGCAUGGAAAACUGUCAACAUGUCAUAUAUUUUUCAGAACACAUUUAUUUAUUUAUUGAGACUUGAAUCUAUACAGAAAUGGACUUAGACAGGAUAUACGAUGGCACCAGAUGAUGUAGGCUACUGGAAAGUUGACCUGGGUGGCAAAUUGUUGUGCUCUUCUUUUUGCCAGGUAUUUCAACCAUAAUGUAACUGUGAUGCGGAAUGAUUUUGUGUCACCUUGUUAUUGUUGUGAUGGUUUUUGUCAUAAUUUUUUGUCUGUGGUUGUUUUGCCCCA
Messenger RNA from Anarrhichthys ocellatus (wolf-eel), 1595 nucleotides. Its product is annotated as solute carrier family 35 member F2-like. Gene Ontology annotation, molecular function: transmembrane transporter activity. Bases 6 to 1313 code for a protein of 435 amino acids. Gene Ontology annotation, biological process: transmembrane transport. The transcript is spliced from 8 exons. Gene Ontology annotation, cellular component: membrane. Lineage: Eukaryota; Metazoa; Chordata; Actinopteri; Perciformes; Anarhichadidae. The record is from RefSeq and is a predicted model, not a curated record.